GUGUUUAACAAAAAAUAGUUAGAACUUUUGAUAAAGUUAAAUAUUACGAUAAAGAAAUAUCAGACUUUUCUGGGGUUGUGAGAAGAAAACAAACGUAAAGACAGAAAGUGCACGUCAGAAUUUGCAGUAGCAAGUCUGUGGUGUUUUUGGGGUAUGGUUUCAACGGUGGAGGAUUAUAUAGUGCUUUCUUCUCAUCCACACCUCUCUCUAUAUCUAUAUCUAUAUCUAUAUCUAUAUCUAUAUCUCUCUCUCACACACACUGUACACACUCUGAAGAAAAUGUUUUUUAUGUGUUUGUUGUUAUAUGCAUGUUUAUAUAAGUGUUGAUUUUUCUAAGCUUUUUGGCAAGAAAAAGUGAAAAACCAUUGAAUCAUGAAGGAAAAAUAGUGGGUUUCGUUUUCGGAAGAAACAAGAGUUGUCUCCUGGGGUGAUGCCAAAGAGGGAAGAAGAAGAAGCCAUAAUCAAGAAGCAAUUCACCUGAUUUUCUAACUCACUCUGUCUAGUUUUAACCAACUUUAGCCUUUUUCUAGGUGCGUAGUUUUGUCUUUAAACUCAAAUAUCCUGUCUUUACAUUCAAGAAAAAGUUAAGAUCUGAGGCCUCAUCCAGAUAGAUUUUUACCCUUUUGCUGAUGUUUGCUUGCAGAUUAUUUAAAAAAAAUUAAAAAAAUGAUGAAAGGUUUAGUAACUCAACAAUCACAUCCCCUUAUUGAAGAAAACGUGUCGAAUUUGACUUCUGCCUCUGGUGAAGCCAGCGUUUCUUCUUCGACUAACAAAAAUGAUAGUGGAGUCAUGUACCCAUCUCAGUAUUUUCCUCCCGCAAAUGAUCAGUCUCAGCCUCAACUUGUGAAGAAAAAGAGAAAUCAACCAGGCAAUCCAGAUCCUGGUGCAGAAGUGAUAGCUUUAUCACCAAGAACUCUCUUAGCAACCAACAGAUUUGUGUGUGAAAUUUGCAACAAAGGGUUUCAAAGAGAUCAGAAUCUUCAACUUCACAGAAGAGGACACAAUUUGCCAUGGAAGCUUAAGCAGAGAACAAGCAAAGAAGUGAGGAAGAAAGUAUAUGUUUGCCCAGAAACUACUUGUGUACACCAUGAUCCAUCAAGGGCACUUGGGGACCUAACAGGGAUUAAGAAGCACUUCUGUAGAAAACAUGGGGAGAAGAAAUGGAAAUGUGAGAAAUGUUCAAAGAAAUAUGCAGUUCAGUCUGAUUGGAAAGCCCAUUCCAAGACCUGUGGCACUAGGGAGUACAGAUGUGACUGUGGAACCCUUUUCUCAAGGAGGGACAGUUUUAUAACUCACAGGGCCUUCUGUGAUGCUCUAGCAGAAGAGAGAGCAAACACAAUAACUAGAAAUCCAAUUCUCACGUCUCAAGCAAGUUUUUCAACAUCCCAUAUAAACCUUCAAAUUUCACCCCAAUUCAGUGCCCAUAAUUUCCCAUUCCCAAUAAAAAAAGAGCAACAAAAUUUCAGUUCUAGACCUGAGAUUCCACCAUGGCUAGCUUCUUGUCCACCAGCACUGGGACCUGGACCCAUUCCUGGCUCUAGCCCACCACACAUUGACCUCACCCCGUCAAUCUUCAACCCUAGAUUAGAUCAAGAAUUUUCUCAGCAUGAACAACUAUUUUCUCAGAAUCAAAACCCUAACCCUAGUAGUGGCCAUGGACCCUCAAGGGCCUCAACCCUACCACCCUAUAACCCAGCAGCAUCUCCUCAUAUUUCAGCCACUGCAUUGUUACAGAAAGCUACACAAUUGGGUGCAAAAACUAGCCCAUGUCCAUCACUGGAGGCCAUGCUUAUUAGACCCCACCAAGAUCACAUGUCUGCAGCAGAUUCUGGUCACAGUACAACAGCUGCUUUUGGUCUAAACUUGUCCUCAUGUGAGAAAAUGGCCAGUGGGUUCAUCGAUGGCUUGGCUUUGUAUAAGAAUAAAGCUGCAAUGAAAGGUAAUACAGACACAGGUGCACCAGCACCAGCAGCAGGUGAUAGUAGUACAAGUGGACCUUCUUUGCUUCAUGACAUGAUGAUGAACAAUCCUGGAUUUGAAGGAUCAACCUUCGAAGAUGCAUUUGGUGGGAUCUUCAAUUCUUUAAGGAAAGAUGGAAUUUUUCAUGCAGCCCAUUAUCAGUUUAGCACAGGUGAAGGUAGUCGAAUUGAUGGAACUACAAGGGAUUUCUUGGGAUUAAGGCCUAUUUCUCAUAGUGACAUUUUGAGUAUAACUGGCCUUGAUCAUAACUGCAUCAAGACUUCUUAUGAGGAUCGAAAUGAAAUAGAAAACCCGAAAUCUUGGCAAGGUUAGGGCAGUUUAAAUGCUUUUGGUGUAGAUCUUCUUUUUUACUAAAUGGCUGUAUUUCUUGAUUAAUCUUUACUAAUAAGGGAAACUAAAGGGGGAAUCCUACUCAUUUUGGAUGAAAAUCACUUUUUUUUGGGAGUUACUUAUUGCUUAUAGUUACAUUCAUUAAUGCUUGGACCACACCUA
Olea europaea var. sylvestris is the source of this 2472-nucleotide messenger RNA. RefSeq names its product protein indeterminate-domain 11-like. The record is from RefSeq and is a predicted model, not a curated record. Gene Ontology annotation, molecular function: DNA-binding transcription factor activity. NCBI's taxonomy places the organism in Eukaryota, Viridiplantae, Streptophyta, Magnoliopsida, Lamiales, Oleaceae. Gene Ontology annotation, cellular component: nucleus. The coding region runs from base 667 to 2292 and encodes 541 amino acids. The transcript has 3 exons.